This is a messenger RNA of Xiphophorus hellerii (green swordtail), 2001 nucleotides long. Its product is annotated as free fatty acid receptor 3-like. Bases 56 to 1006 code for a protein of 316 amino acids. Gene Ontology annotation, biological process: G protein-coupled receptor signaling pathway; cellular response to fatty acid. The record is from RefSeq and is a predicted model, not a curated record. Lineage: Eukaryota; Metazoa; Chordata; Actinopteri; Cyprinodontiformes; Poeciliidae. Gene Ontology annotation, cellular component: plasma membrane. Gene Ontology annotation, molecular function: G protein-coupled receptor activity. The transcript has a single exon.
GAUCGGCCGCCAUGUUGUAUCGUCUCUGAGCGCGAAUCCGACCCGUUCGGCCGCCAUGUUGUACAACCACCUGUUGCUCUCCGUCUACAUCCUCACCUUCCUGAUGGGGGUUCCCGCCAACAUCCUGUCCUUCAUCACCCUCUGCCGGAAGAUGUGUCGCAAGGCGGCGCCCAUCGACGUCCUCCUCCUCAACCUCACCAUCUCCGACCUGAUCUUUCUGGCCUUCCUGCCCUUCAAAAUGAAGGAGGCCUACGACGGCUUGAAGUGGCUGCUGCCCUACUCGCUGUGCCCGCUCACCGGCUUCAUCUUCUACGUCACCAUCUACAACAGCACGCUGCUGCUCACCGCCGUCAGCGUGGAGCGCUACCUGGGCGUGGCCUUCCCGCUCAGGUACGCCGUGUGCCGCCGGCCGCGCUACGCCGUCUGGGCCUGCUUCACCUUCUGGCUGGUGACGUCAUGCAACCUCAGCAUCGUCUACGUCAUGCCGUACUCCCAGUGGAACUACGGCGGCAACGCCAGCCCUCCCACCACCUGCUACCUGGACUUCUCAGAGGCCGACCUCAGCAUCCUGCUGCGCGUGCGCCUGGAGCUCUUCCUCGUGCUCUUCUGCGUCCCCUUCAUCAUCAGCUGCUUCUGCUACGUCAACUUCAUCCUCAUCCUCUCCCGCCUGCCCAACAUCAGCCGGCGGCGGCGGCUGCGGUGCAUCGGCCUGGCCUUCGGGACGCUGGUGGUGUUCACCAUCUGCUUCGGGCCGUACAACGCCUCCCACGUGGUGGGAUUCGUCCACGGCGACAGCCAGGAGUGGCGGAACCUGGCGCUGAUAUCCAGCACCCUCAACGCCUGUCUGGACCCGUUUAUCUUCUACCUGUCGUCAGCGGCGGUCCGCAGCGCUAUAAACCGCUGCUUCCGGAGGGUCACGGCCAAGAUGCACAUUCUGGGGUGUGGAGGGCCUCCGCAACGCAAACCGCAGAGUGGGGAACGGUUCCGGGAAGAAGUUCCGCCCUGAAGAACCCGACAUCAGGCGGAAGAUGUUCUGCCAGCUGUUAUUAGACCGUGAGAUGAUUCUGUUCUGUGGAACUGAUCGGAAAACUCUGGUGGUUUAACGUUUUAAUUUAGCAUUUCGAUUAAUUAAUUACAUCGAUUUAUGUAACACAAUUAAUCGCUUUUUUAUAAUUACAAAAGUUCCGGGCUGGAACCUUUGUAUUCACGCGUUUCUGGGGCGCCCAUAAAUGUGACGUACAGCUGCUAAAAAUAGCAACGGAAGCUGCUUCUCUCAGCCGACUGGGGUUUAAUUCCCGUUUCUAAGACGAUUUCAUUGGACGCUGGGAAAGAAAAUUGUUGUGUUCAAGUUAUGCUAAAAGUAGUUAGCCUGUCAGCAAAGCCAAAAAUAGCAUCUGAAUGUUAAACAUGUUGCUAAUGCUAAUGUCAGAGGCCAUUGAAGGUCCAUGAAUGAUCAGGACUUCCUGAAACUCUGGAAAGUUGAGUGGAUAGAACAGAUUAAAAACUAUAAAUAUCUUUGUUGAGUUUAUAUGUCUACUUAUUUAAUUAUUUAGUAAAUGUUGCUUAUUUUUUCAAUAUAUGAUUUUUGAUUAAUUGCCAUUACAAAUCCUUAAUUUAACUUGAUUAAAAAUUGUAAUCGAUUUCCAUCACCAGUUUGAAUACAUUUCUGCUGAAACCUGAAACAUUUCCAUCAAGCUGUUGUUUCUGGGCAAUGUUAGUUUUUAAAGACUUCAUCUCUUCCUUAUCUAAAAAGUCUUUAUGCUCCAUUAAAAUACAAGCGUAGAGCCUACAGGUACUUCCAUGAUUAGCUAGCACCACAAUAUGCAUAUUGGGCAUUGUGAUAUAUUGUGCAGCCUGAUUUUGUUCCUUAUAAAAAGUGUAUCCGAUGUAUUUGUGUUUAACUCUAUCAGUUAUAAACCUUGAUUCAGAAAAGCUCCAGAUGAAAAUAAAGACAAAAUGUAUGAAGCUAAAUUGGUGCCAUAAAGUUUAACAAUAAACACA